CUCGUCUAAAUCAGCCGGAGUGCCGGCGAUUACUACAUGUAGUAGUCGCCACAUGCCGCGCCAGCUUCAGCAGCACAUGCAUAUUACGAUUAUGUCCUAUGUCCCCUGUCCAGUAAUUAUCUCACAUAUUCUUAUCACAAGAGCCCGUGGCCUCUAUGUCUACUAUACUUACAUAUAUUCAUCCAUCAAUCCAUCAACCCAUCAACCCAUACGUUGACGGUUCACUUCAUUGCUGCAUCACUCCACCCACCAUGAUCGAUCCUCUUCUCACUAACAAAAUGGCGUCACAGACCUUGGACUUAGAUCCCCAGAACUCUUGCUCACUUAGAAAAGAACAAGAUUUAUCACACCCUUUAAGUCUCGCAUUUAAUCUAUCAGAAUCUCGCUUUUCUACUAGGUCGCCAUCUAUAUCCUCCACCUCAAGUCAGGACACCAUGUCGAGCAACACUACUAACACAUCCGCUUCAUCAAACCAAGUGGUUGAAAAUGCCUACUUCAGCUCUAACCCACCCCCCAAGGCUUUACCGCAGCAUGUUGCGGCCGCUGAAUCAUUCAUAAAUCAACACGCGGCGGCGAAUAGGCGGGUUGUUCUUGUUACCUCGGGUGGGACUACCGUGCCUCUCGAAAAGCAAACAGUACGCUUUAUUGAUAACUUCAGCGCCGGAACAAGAGGUGCCACAUCGGCCGAGUAUUUUCUAGAGUCUGGAUAUGCUGUUAUUUUCAUGCAUAGACAGUUCAGUCUACUCCCGUACAGUCGGCACUAUAGUCAUUCCACAGACUGCUUUCUAGACUUCCUGCAUGAGGACCCGGAUGGCAGUGUCGUCGCGAACCCGGCACACCAAGACAAGAUGCUGCGUGUGCUACGCAAGUACAACGCUGCUAAGCGACAGAAUCUCCUACUGAUGCUCCCGUUCGUGACUAUCACCGAUUAUUUGCACGAGUUACGCGCAGUAGCACAGCUCAUGCGCCCACUGGGUCCUAACGGCCUAUUAUAUCUCGCCGCGGCAGUAAGCGAUUUCUUUGUACCGGAAGAACGCAUGUCGGAACACAAGAUUCAAAGCACAGAUGCCACAGACAUGCUCAAGAAGCAAGGGCCGAAGACAGUCACGAAAGAGCCUAGGGAUUCGUCGAACCAAGAAGAGGAGACGUUCGACAACUUUGACUCAUCACCAGCCGUGCCGCGGAGUAAGCGUCUUAUCGUCGACCUAGAUCCUGUGCCUAAAUUCCUCAAAAAUCUCGUAGACGGCUGGGCGCCCGAGGGUAUGAUUGUCUCGUUCAAGCUGGAGACUGACCCGGCGAUCCUCGUCCACAAGGCCAAGUACUCGCUCGAGCGGUAUCAGCACCACCUCGUCAUCGGGAACCUGCUGUCGACACGAAAGUGGGAGGUCGUCUUCGUAGCGCCCAAUUCAGAGGAUAAAUGGAUUCGCGUCCCCAUCAACCGGCGCAAGAAGACGCUGAGCGGCAUCGAGGAAUUGAUUGGCGCAUCAGACCAAAAUAGUGGAGAGAACAAGCCGUUAGAUCCGGCGACGCUGCCGGAGGGCGAACCCGAAAUGGAGAUUGAAAGUUUGAUUAUACCCACCGUCGAGGAACUACACUCGAAGCACAUAAGGUUAGCUGCUGAGAGGAACGGGCCCAAGUAAUAGGUUAUUCGGUCCAAGUGAGUUGCUUUGUUAAAUCAUGGGCGGCGUUUUGUGUAUAUAGUAUAUAUUCCCAAUGUCGAUGUCCCCGGCAGAAUCCAGUAAUUGUAUUUUAUCUUGCUAUAGCUUAUAUAUAGCAAGAAGCCAAGAUUUUCCGAGACGCUGAUAGCCACCUCAAAUACGAGCUAAGCCAUUUAUAUGUACAUAGCUCAGAGUGGCGUGAUGUUGCAUGAAAUUAUAUGACAGUGGUAUAGCUACUACCCACUCCCCGAUCAUCAAUGGCAAUCUUUAUAA
Daldinia decipiens is the source of this 1931-nucleotide messenger RNA. RefSeq names its product DNA/pantothenate metabolism flavoprotein. Gene Ontology annotation, cellular component: nucleus; cytoplasm. Gene Ontology annotation, molecular function: phosphopantothenate--cysteine ligase activity. NCBI's taxonomy places the organism in Eukaryota, Fungi, Ascomycota, Sordariomycetes, Xylariales, Hypoxylaceae. The record is from RefSeq and is a predicted model, not a curated record. The transcript has a single exon. Gene Ontology annotation, biological process: coenzyme A biosynthetic process. Bases 156 to 1640 code for a protein of 494 amino acids.